AUGGGCAGCAAAAUACGCAAGAGGGAGCGCGAGGCGGAUCAAAUCGAAAAAGUGGAGGAAGCCCCCGCAAAACGGCGCAGACAAAGUAAUACAGACCAGGUGAAGCUCUCCAAGCUUUACGCAGACCUGGCAGCCGAGGAAGAUGAUGUUCGUCUUGAAGCCGCCAAACAAAUCAUCGUCAACUUUUCGCCCGAAAACAAGCCAUCGGCCAAAGAUGUGGAGGAUGCGCUAGUACGCCUGAUCAAAGGUCUUUGCAGUCAGCGUAAAGCUGCCAGGGUCGGAUUCUCGCUCACGCUGACCGAGUUGUUACGGCAACGUUUUGCAGCAGCAAAGGAUGAUGCCGAGGAUUCGCAGCUUGACGCGGCAACCGUCAUCAAGAUGGUGGAAGAGAAGACCAAAGCCAAAGGCAACGUACCCGGAAAGGAAAAACGGGACCAUACCAUUGGAAAACUGUUUGGUUUCAAGGCCAUUAUGCAAUCAUCAAUACUCCUUGAACCGGAACUCUCGCUGGACUCCUGGAACAAGCUCUUGGACAAUGUCUAUCGAAUGGCACGUGAUAUCCCGUGGUUACGGGAAGAAUGCGGGAUGGUACUGGUCGAAGCAGUGAGAAGUCUGAAAGGUCAACUACAGUACCGAAAAUGUGCCGAAGAAGUAUUGGAACGACUCAACACAUUCAAGCUUGUCUCCACGCCCGAGGGUGUGGCAGUGUGGCUUACCGUCAAAGCACAUUAUCCAGAGGCACUGCCCGAGGGUGUCUGGCACGAUAAAGACCCAUUAGCAAAGAAAGAACGCUCUCGGCUUGCCAAAAUCUUGAAGGAAGACUUCAACAAGAGCGAGUCAGAAGAUGCAAAAGACGAAACCACGAAGACCGGGACUACGAACCCGAACCCGUCUUUCACCUGGGACCUCGCAUUUGCCGAGAUAUUGCAAAGGGAUGAGCAAAGCAAGAGUGAUUCUAAGGACAAGGUUGAGUUUCCGCAAUUUUGGAUCGACACUGUAGACAGCAACCUUUUCUCUUCCUCAGCGUCCCACGAACGUAAAGCCUGGGGCUUCAAGUUGCUGAGUAGCAUGAUCACCCGUGUGCCAGAUGGGGCUGUGUCUGCGUUGUUCAGUCCAAAUUUGAUGCGUACCCUUAUCAACCAAAGCAAAAAGGAAGACAGGUUCCUCCAUUCGGCCGCGCUCGCUGCGUUGAGCUCCGUCCAGCUCAGAGUCGAUCAGGAAGAUGGAACAGCCCUCCCUAUUUUUGUUGCAUUGACUUCGAAGCACGGCAGCAUUGAGUUCGACCGCAUCACCAAGACGAAAACGCUCGAGCAGAUCCUCGCAUCGGCGGAUGACAAAAGCUUGAUGAAGAUUGUACGACAUCUCAAGUCACUGAUUCUGCGUCCUGAUUGUGAGGAACAAACAGUUGCAGACAGUCGCCGGCAGGCCAUUGCCGACCUGUUGUUGAACACAGUCAGACAAUACAAGCGAUACGAAAAGUUCAACGAGAAAACCUUCAAGAAAGAUGUUGCCCAUCGACGGGAAGGUCGCGCCGCAGAUGAGCGAAAGUCUAACUGGCUGCGAGAAGUCUUGGAGACACUGGUUGAGUGUGCUUAUUUCAUUCCUUCAAAGAGUGCAGAUACUAAGAAGGUGCCUCUUCCCGCUAUCAGUGAUCGGAGUCGGGCAAUGUUCCAAGAGCGCCUAUCAUCUUGUCUGACCAAGUUACUGGAUGUAAAGUUGGGUGCUCGCUCAGAUGUCGCCCUCAUGGUUCUAGACAUGAUAAGAGCCAAGAGCGACAAGUCUGCCAAACUGGAUCUUGCUUUCAAGGCAGACGCAUCGGUUCUGAGCACUAUGGACAAGGCGUUGAAUACACUCGACGCCAUCUCUGCGACAGGUUCGAUAGCCGGUAACGAGCUGGCAGCACAAGGCUUUAUGCUCUUGUACUCACUAACGCUCUUGCAAGCCUACAAUGGCGAGGGGGAUGCCGUCAUGAUGCUUGAUGAUCUAGAUGCGUCCUACAAAGCCUUCGAGGCGUCACGAAAGACGUCAUCAAAGAAGAAGAACAAGGUCUCGACUUCCGAUGGUCAAAAUGCCUUUGUCGAGAUCGUACUCUCCUUCUCGGGGAACACGCGAACACUAUUCCGUCGAAUCGGAGAGGAAGCAUUUGCUAUCUUCGCAUCAGAGAUUAGUGCUGAAGGACUGCGGUCCUUGACUGAAAUCCUGGAUACCGAAGAAAACCUCGAGGGACAGAAAGAGCUAUUCAACCAGGGUGAUGAAGACGUUGAGGGUGAAGAUUCAAGUGAUGACGAAGAAGAUGACUCAGACGUUGAGAUGGUCGAUGAGGGAGAGUCGGACAGCGACGCUGCCUCUGAAUCCUCUAAUUCGGACUCCGAGGAUGACGACAGCGACGCAAGCGACGAGGAUGAAGAUAGCGAGGAAGAUGCAGAGUUGACUCAAUUCAACAACAUGCUGGCCUUGACUCUUCAGACGUCGAAGCCGAAUGUGGACGGUGACGCGGCGGAAGAGACAUCCGACGAGUCUGACAUGGACGACGAUCAGAUGAUGGCGCUUGACCCACACCUCAGCAAGAUCUUCAAGGAGCGAAGCAAGACAACAAGCAAGAAGAAGGAGCGGGAAGACGCUAAGCAGAACGUGGUUCAAUUUAAGUCGAGAGUCCUAGAUCUGCUUGCCGUGUACAUGGAGAAGCAAUAUUCCAACCCGCUUACUCUGGAAAUUCUCCUCCCAGUACUCCGUCGUACUCGAGCCAACGCAAACAAGCAGACGGCAGACAAAGCGGCCAAGAUGCUGAAAUCCUUCUUCGAUACCCGCACGAAGCGCAAAGCACCCCUCCCGAAGCCAGAGAACACCGAGGAUGUAUGGGAGCUACUGAAGGGAAUCCAUGAGGAGGCGAAGCUAGGGAACGGCGCAAAGGUCCAUGCGGAUGCAUGUGGCUCCGCCAGCUUACACGUAGUAAAGGUGCUUGUUGGUCUCGAGAAAGCAAACUAUGCUGGUGUGGUGGACGUUUACGCCGAGACUCAGAAGCAGUGGUUUGCAGACAAGAAGUCUCCAUUACAGCCGGUGCUGUUCACUCAGUUCCAAAACUGGUCUAUCAAUGCACGACAGCAAGGAAAAUAG
Alternaria arborescens is the source of this 3114-nucleotide messenger RNA. RefSeq lists its product as hypothetical. Gene Ontology annotation, cellular component: nucleolus. Gene Ontology annotation, molecular function: transcription factor binding; rDNA binding. Lineage: Eukaryota; Fungi; Ascomycota; Dothideomycetes; Pleosporales; Pleosporaceae. Gene Ontology annotation, biological process: regulation of DNA-templated transcription. The coding region runs from base 1 to 3114 and encodes 1037 amino acids. The record is from RefSeq and is a predicted model, not a curated record. The transcript has 4 exons.